CCCUCUAAACUAAUUUUGCAGAUACUGAUAAAGCUGUAACUUUUGAGAAACUCACAUAUAUACAGCUUAUCAGGAAAAAUGCCCUCAAAGAAGCUUCAAUGGAGAUCAUUGGUACUUGGCUGUUUUAAGGACAACAACUCAUCCUUAGAAACCCCAAAAAUAGUUUCCAAAAAGACAUCUUCUACUAGACUCUCCCUCUCUGAUGUAAGCAAUUAUUCAUCACUCUCCAUCAUGAGUGAUUUAUCCAAUUCUCUUGUGGGAUCAAAUCUUCAGAUUUUCACUUAUCAGCAGCUCAAAGAGGUCACACACAGCUUCAACAAAUCCAAUUUUCUUGGGGAAGGUGGGUUUGGGAAGGUGUAUAAAGGGUUCAUUGAUGACAAGCUUACACUUGUUCCUAGGACAGUAGCAGUUAAGGCCUUAAAUUUGGAUGGAAAACAAGGCCAUAGGGAGUGGUUGGCUGAAGUAGUCUUUCUGGGGCAGUUGAAGCAUCGUCAUCUGGUCAAUUUAAUUGGCUAUUGCUGUGAAGAUGAGCACAGGCUUCUUGUGUAUGAAUACAUGGAGAGAGGCAAUCUAGAGGAAAAGCUUUUCAAAGGUUAUUUAGCAACCUUGCCUUGGCUAACAAGAAUCAAAAUAGCAAUUGGGGCUGCAAAAGGACUUGCUUUCCUUCAUGAAGAAGAGAAGCCAGUCAUAUACAGAGAUGUUAAAGCCUCAAACAUUCUUCUGGAUGCUGAUUUCAAUGCCAAGCUCUCUGAUUUUGGUUUAGCAAUAGAUGGACCAGAUAAAGAUCAUACACACAUUACAACUCGUGUAAUGGGAACCCAAGGUUAUGCUGCUCCUGAGUAUAUCAUGUCAGGCCGUUUGACAACCAUGAGCGAUGUGUAUAGCUUUGGAGUGGUUCUCUUAGAGCUUCUCACAGGAAGAAAAUCUGUGGACAAGAAACGACCCACUAGGGAACAAGAUUUGGUAGAGUGGGCAAGGCCUCUAUUGAAAGAUCACUAUAAGCUUGAAAGAAUAAUGGACCCAAGGCUUGAGGAUCAGUACUCAAUUGAAGGGGCUAGAAAAUUUGCAGCUUUGGCUCAUCAAUGUCUAAGCCUUCAUGAUAAGAGCAGGCCCACCAUGAGAACCGUGGUUAAGAGCUUAGAGCCGUUGUUGAAACUGAAUGAUAUCCCUAUUGGCCAUUUUGUUUAUGUGGUUCCAAGUGAAGAAGGUUCAGUAGAAGUGAAUGGAAAAGGAGUGGAAAAUGACCGUGAUGCGAUCAAUAAAGGCGUGGUGAAGGUUAAAGAAGAAGAGAAUGAAGAGAAAAAUGAGAAGGGUCACAACCGGCGUCGUCGAAAAAGUCGUGGCAGUAGACGCAGGGUUAAGCCUUUGAGGUCUCAUGCUGUUCACUCUGAUACUGCUCUGUAUAAAACUCUUGGUACCAGUUUGUAUUCUCCCAAGCAAGCAGCAGAAAUAAAUGGACAUGGCGAAUAUUAGCUUGAUUUCGUGCAUACCGGCCUAAGUCAAAAUCACAAUGGACAGAAGUAACACUAAGGAAAAUUGACUCUAUCAACCGCGAAACCGAACGAAUUUCUAAACAUGUACUGAGGAAUGGAAUUCUCCUUGAUGUAAUCAUAGUUAAAGUUAGGAAAAAGAAAAAUUAGACAUAGGAUGUACAUGCAUCAUACAGUUCUUGUUUUUGUUUGUUUGUUUGAUUUUGAUGUUUGAUUUUUUAAAAUUUCAGCAUGUUUUAGGUGACUGAUGUUACAUACACCUAAGUAUACUUACCACAUACUUAUUUCAAAGCUAUUAUGCAGUUUAAACGUUACACACAUUUCACAUUCA
Lotus japonicus is the source of this 1821-nucleotide messenger RNA. RefSeq names its product putative receptor-like protein kinase At1g72540. Gene Ontology annotation, molecular function: protein kinase activity; ATP binding. Lineage: Eukaryota; Viridiplantae; Streptophyta; Magnoliopsida; Fabales; Fabaceae. Gene Ontology annotation, biological process: protein phosphorylation. The transcript has 5 exons. The record is from RefSeq and is a predicted model, not a curated record. The coding region runs from base 79 to 1473 and encodes 464 amino acids.